Molecule: messenger RNA, 1692 nt
Organism: Peronospora farinosa
Lineage: Eukaryota; Oomycota; Peronosporomycetes; Peronosporales; Peronosporaceae
Source: the annotation of a GenBank genome assembly
AUGGCGGAAAAGCUCCGUAGCGAGUUGCAGCAGCUUUCGUCCGUACAGCUUCGAGACCUUUUACGUACCACUGGCCAUGGACAAUUGUUACAAAGUGAAGUAUAUAAUAAAGACAAGCAAGUGGCGGUCUCGAAAGUAGAAGAGCAGUUUGCACUAGACGCUAAGAAUGAAGGGAACGCGUUGUUCCGCCGAGGUUUCAUGAACGAUGCAGUCUCUGCCUAUUCUCGAUGCCUUAAAGUGGACCCAAGCAACGCUGUGUGCCUUUCAAACCGAGCAGCAGCUUACCUGGAGUUGAAGCAGUUUGAUCUUGCAAUUAUAGACUGCACCAAGGCGAUCAAGGAGACUCCAAUGAUCAAGCCAUUUAUGCGCCGAGCAACGGCAUAUAUUGCAGUGCAGCAGUUUCGACAAGCAGUUGCUGACCUUGAAGCAGCGUUAGAAUUUGAGCCGCGAAACAAAGAGUGUCAUGCAAAGCUUCAAAGUAUCGUAGAUAUAGCGACGGAUGUGCGACAGCGUGCAGGUGCUAGUACAGAGUUCCGCAAAGCAGCCAUUCAAGCUGCAUUGAUAGUUUCUGUUCGUGAAGGAUGGACGAAAAGUGCUGUGCGAGGCAACCCAGGUCCAGCUGCUGUAAAUGGGCACACAUUGUUUUCAGGAGCUGACGGACGCAUUUAUCUUUUUGGUGGAAGAGCAGUGCGUGAGCAAAAGCCUGAUCUUUUUGUGCUAGACGAAAACGACAAUUCAAGCUGGGACAUAAUACCUACUAGAGGCACAAGUGCGCCAUCGUCGCGUGCGUGGCAUUCAACUUCAUCUAUCGGGCACGAGAAUAGAGAAUUAUAUUGCAUUUACGGUGGAGUGUCUUCACGGGGCGAAGACUCCAGCGUUCAUUUGCUUGAGCAUGAUGCAUUACGCGGAUAUCAAUGGUUACAGCUUCGUUGUUUGCAAGAUUCCAGCGAAAUCCCUGCUCCUCGAUCAGGCCAUGCAACAGUAUCACUUGUGGAAAGUACUGGCAAUCGGGCUGUAUUCAUUUUUGGUGGGCGAACAAAACGAGGCGUAAACGACCAAUUACUGGUUUUGAGGUGCUCUUCACUACCUGCUGUCGCCGUCGCUGACAGUAGUUGCGUAGUAGAUACGACAGUUGUUUGGAGUGAAAUUUGUCAAGAAAAAAGCGUGGAGAAACACUUGAAUUGGCCUUCUGCUCGAGAUGGUCACUCGAUGUGUUUGCUGCAACGUUCGGAAUGCCAUUGGCCUCGACUCAUCCUUUUCGGUGGAAAUGGCCAGCUCAACGAUGAAAGGAUGAAUGAUGUGUGGACGUUUGACGUGGAGAAGCAGCUCUGGACGUUGCUGCAUUGUUUCGGAGAUAUCCCACCGCCAAGGUCCUACCACACAGCCCACACCAUCGGUGAGUUUCUUUUCGUCGUUGGCGGUCGGACUGCUGAAUCUGAGGAUAACACUGUGUACAUGCUGGACAUCGGGACAUGCGAAUGGUUUAAGGUGCCUGUUCCGAACGACCAUGGUCUAGCUCCCCGCGCUUGGCAUUCGAGCGUCCUUACCGACGGUGGCAAACUGUUUGUGCUGGGUGGUGGCUCUUACCACGGUCCACUAAAAGACGCCGCUUUGCUUGACUUAGGUUACUUUCAAAGCAAGGCAUCUUUACUUUUUCGUCGCCACGAUGACAAGUUCGUGCUGGAUAAGUAA